Molecule: messenger RNA, 3661 nt
Organism: Magallana angulata
Lineage: Eukaryota; Metazoa; Mollusca; Bivalvia; Ostreida; Ostreidae
Exons: 22
Coding region: 447-3101 (884 amino acids)
Source: RefSeq, a predicted model, not a curated record
AUGCCGAGCUGUUCAAAUAGAAGUCUGAAUCAAGCAAACCCAUUCACUAGCGCACGACGGCGCUCGGCUGCUUGUUUAUAAGUACCGGAGUUUUGAUAAUCGAUAGGGAUAGAAAAUUGAAAGGAUUUGAGGACUAAUCCGGAUCACUAUGGAUUUGAAAUGUUUAAAUAAUAUACUUAUAUAAUCCGCGCUUGAGCCAUUGAGUUUAUCGUCAAGCAGGUGUCAAGGUGGUGUAUAGAUGUAGGAGGAAAAACGAGUUUCUUGUUUUCAUUUCAAAGAGGAGGAAAAUUAACGCAUUCUAGAACGGAUAGUUAAAAUAUAUUACGACGAAGGGGAUUUUUUUUUCUCAUCUACAAAAGAAUAUUUGGAAAUAUAUAUUUAUGGAAUACCUCUUGUGGAUAUUUAAUUGAAUAGGUCUGAAUUUUAAAAAAAAAUAAUUAUUCACAAUGAAUGUGGGUAAAGCACGCCGUGCGUACCAUAGUAAUUUGAAUCUCCCCAAAGCAUUUACUCAGUAUGACCUCGUACAGUCGGGGUUUGGAAAGAGUGUUUCGAUGGAGGGGUUGAACAGGAACCACACAACUAUAGACUCCGGGAGAAGGAAAAGUAAACUUCUAAAGAUACCGAAAGCUGAAAGCAGAGAAGCACUGCCAUUGUGUUUACCGAGGCUUGAGCCCGAGGUCGAUCUAGACCUGGAUGCUGACGCGCGCGAUGUUAGCGCCACUACAAGGUUGGCCUCUCAAUUGGAUUCGAACCCGAGGGGCACCGCUGAACCGGAUGUUCGGACGGAACAUGAGAGCGACAGUGAUGAAAGUGAUUAUUUAAAUAAUUAUGACGACGAUACGGAAACAGCUCACAAGAAAUUGGACCAAAUCGGAAAAUUCGAAAUGGAGCAUAAUUGGUUGCUGCACGAGGGUUUUGAACGUGAAAAGGAAGAUUUUGUAAAUAAAAGCAGAAAAAUUAAUAUUCCUAUUCCAGAUGAGAACCCAGUGACGACAGUCAAUAGUAGAAUUGAUGAAAUUAACUCCAUGGUGAAACCUAAGGCGGACAUUGGGAUCCUGAUUCAAAACAUGAACCCAGAGCAAAAAGAAAAAAUUAAGAAAAUAGCAGAAACUGAUAUUGACGACAUAAAGAAACGAUUUAGAAAGAGUUGGAAGAACGAAGAUAAACUUCGCCAUGCUCUGUUGAUGGUCAAGAUAAUGAACAGAGCUCACCUGCCAAGAAGAAAAUAUUUCAAGGAAGAAAAGCCAGUUGCAGGAAUGGCUUUGAGACGUCUGAAGGCACAGGACCAAGCUGAGCAGACGGACGUCCCACUGCGAUCCUCUCUUGCCUUUGAUAUGGAGCUAGCUCUUACAACUCACCCUGCUUAUCGAACAGAGGAGGACCUGGCAAAGGUGAUAUGGGUACUGCGAGCAACAAAGGCCUUCAAUCAUUUAUUUCCCGUGGAAAAAGAAAGAGACCUGGCCGAAGUUGUUGGUUAUGAAAAAUAUGAUCCUAAUAGAAUUAUAGCAUACCAAGGGCGAAAGCCUGAGCGGUUUUAUUACAUCAUGACCGGAAAAGUCCGAAAAGUUCGGGAGUACGGAUUAUCUACAGGAAAAGUAACGCGGACCGAGGGACUAAUCAACAAAGGCACUACAACUGACUUAGAGGAGUUAGAAGAGCAGUGGUCGAGAGAGCACCAUCUUGUAACCCAUGGGAACGUCGAAGUUCUCAUUCUCCAUAGAUCCGAUUUAAUGAGAUUACAAAACAAACUGGAAGGUCCUCCCAUUGAUUACCUUAGGACAUUACAGUUAUUCUUUGAAUUCCCAGUGGAAGUGUUCUUGACCAAUACGGACGCAAUUGAACUGAAAUACUACGGACAAGAUGCUGUUAUAUCGGACGACACAAACAGAACCCCGUGGAUCCACGUGGUCAAAUCGGGGCGCGUUCGAGUUGUGCGUAUGCAAACUGUAGUUGAUGUCCAAAAUGAAAGUAAAUUUGCCUAUCAGAAAACCGAGGAACUUGGAUUUGGACGGUCUUUUAGCCAUGCCGAUGCCAUGUUAGGAUCUCUGUUUUCUCAGCGGAAGGCUAAGGCGGAGCGGGGAGCUGAUCAAGUGUCCUUUCCAGAGAUGCCGGAUUUCUUACGAAGUCCUUUAGGACACACCCUUGGGAUUGACCUUAAUUCCCUGUCCAAGUUUAGUGCCCGGUCCACUCAAUUUUCCGAGGGAAUAGGUCUCCUCUCAAACUUGACAAAAAGACAUAAAACGACAGCAUCAGCCGACAAUAAAGCAGACGACAAGAGCGAUAACUCUAAGGACAAAGAAACGAAAGAGAGCAAACCAGAGAUAAAAGUGGAGACAAUUCAGCCCUUAAUGGAAGGGCCUUCCAAAGCCAAGAACAUCAAAAGGAAAGCAAAACUUAUAAAAACUCCCAUAAUAGCUGAACCUAAAACAGACGACCCAAAAAGUGGAAGAGGUUCGCGGGCGGACAUAGCGCCAGAACAUUACGUGAUAGAGGAGGAAACUCCAAGAGACAUGGCCAGCGCUUCCGAUCGUUCUUCUUCGAACGGAACUGUAUCUUUCCCGCCAAUUAAUGCUCUACCGUCUGCCAGAUCGUGCGGAGAGAAAUCAACAGCGAGCGAAUUCCGACAACAUGGAACGUUCCUCACACGAGAGAAAACGGAAGCAGAAACAGCCGUCUCGGCCAAGAUCAGACGACAGAAAAGAAAAGAACAUUUGCCUUGUCUUCCCAAGCUGCGUCCCGCAAAACUUCAGCUAGAUAUCCUCUCUGCUGGCGAUAUCUUUGGGCUGGAUGCAGUGUCCCGAAAAUUUAGCAGUAUGUACCGUGACCCGUUUGGUGAGGGUCUGGAACAUUUGGAUCCGCCUAUAGCUUCGGAACCGAAAGGAGUUAGUUUGAUAAGUGACGGAGCAGAGAUAAUUCGAAUCAGCAAACGAUUCUUUCUACAACAUGCACAGAACAACACAAUGUUACGAGUAGAGACCAUGCAACGAGAAUAUAUGUCCGUUGAGGAAGCCAGCAAAAUCAUUUACACCAACGAAACCUGGAACCAAUACAAAGACAUUCUAAUGAAGAGGAAGGUGGAUGCGCUGUUGAGGAGGGAUUAACCAAAACUUCGUCUUGUCCUUAAAAAUGGAUUUUGAGCAGAUAACAUUGUAAUAGCUUCCGGUUCUUGUGAUAACAUAAUCAUGACAUCUACCUUGGUCUCAAGAGUCAGUUUUGAAGGGCGAAGAGAGAGAAAAAACUGUUUGAAUGAGUACAUUUUCAUGAAAGACUACUUAUAAGACUGUGCGUGCAAUACAGUACUGACAAUUGCUGUAACUUAUUAUUUAUUCCUUCAUAUGUUGGUGCUUUGAGCAGCAGAUACUGUCUGAUUUCAUAGUGCUAGUCAAACUACUCAUCCGCUAUAGUACCACUAUGUAUGUAUGUAUGAUGCAGCUAAUUGUACUUCACAACGAAAGAGAAGGAAAAGAAUGGGUUGUAUGGACAAAGAAAACACGGAUUUUAUCGUGCAUUUAUUGAGUUUCACAACAAAAUAUGUGAUAAAGACUUCAUGUAUUUUUUUUUGUUUACUUUAUGAUCCAAUCGAUGUUUUCUUUAUAAUCAGUAUUAUUAUUAUGAAUAUUAAAAGUUAUUUUUAAUUAAAUAUAAAUCUUCAUUAACUUAU